Messenger RNA from Protobothrops mucrosquamatus (brown spotted pit viper), 6468 nucleotides. It is a transcript of the gene LY75, whose product is annotated as lymphocyte antigen 75. The coding region runs from base 76 to 5253 and encodes 1725 amino acids. The record is from RefSeq and is a predicted model, not a curated record. The transcript is spliced from 35 exons. Gene Ontology annotation, molecular function: signaling receptor activity. Lineage: Eukaryota; Metazoa; Chordata; Lepidosauria; Squamata; Viperidae.
CCCUGGAGAAGCGAAAGUGGCUGCUUUGCCUUUAGUUCCCGUGGCCUCUGCAGUUUGCCUGGCUGCUCCUCUAGGAUGAGGGGAAUGCUCCGAGGCUCCACUUCCACCUGCCGGGUGAUUCUGAUGGUCACCAUCCUGUGCUGCUGCACUAACAGAGCAGCUUCUUCAGAUAAUAAUCUUUUCACCAUUCGGCAUGAAAACUCUAAUAAAUGCAUCCAAGUUAAAAGCCAGCGCCUAAUAUUAGGAGAUUGUAAGGAGACAGAUGAAAGCUUAUGGACAUGGGUCUCUCAACAUCGCCUUUUUAAUUUGGGAUCCCAAAAGUGCCUUGGACUAGAGACUGCCAAGUCUACAAAUACCUUAAAAAUGUCUGCUUGUGACUCAGAUCUCAAUCUCUGGUGGCGAUGUGUUGGUAAUUCCAUCCUCUCCGCAUCUCAGAACAAACUAACAUUAAAGAAUGGAAUCCUCACUGUAAGCCUAAACUCUUCUGAUGCUUGGAGAAGAAGCAAUUCCAGCGAUACGAUUUGUAAAUUUCCAUAUAGUGAAAUGUAUACCAGGGAUGGGAAUGCCUAUGGAAAACCUUGUGAGUUUCCUUUCUUAGUUAAUAAUACAUGGUAUCAUGAUUGCAUUCACAUUGAGAAGUAUUCAGGAGGUGAAUGGUGUUCCACAACCACUUACUUCAAUCAAGACACAAAAUGGGGCCUCUGCUUAAAAAGAGAGGAUGGCUGUCAAAAUACAUGGGUACAGUUUAACGAUUCUGGAAAUUGUUACCAAUUAAACACACAGGCUGCUCUUUCUUGGAAAGCAGCAUAUCUCUCAUGUAAGAAGCAAGGGAGUGAUUUGGUCAGCAUCACAAGUGCAUCCGAGCUAAAUUAUAUCCAAGCUAAAGAUGGUAUCGCAGAAAUAUUUUGGAUUGGAUUAAAUCAGUUGGAUGUUUCUGGAGGCUGGCAAUGGUCAGAUCAUACUCCAUUGAACUUCGUGAACUGGAAUUCAGAGAUGCAGAAUGUAUCUCCACUAGAGGGAAAUGAUUGUGCAGCUAUGAAUGCUGAAACAGGUGACUGGAAGAGUUAUCCCUGUGAUACUCCAAUGCCUUAUGUCUGCAAGAAACAAGUUAAUGACAGUCAGCCGGAUUUCCCAGAUAUUCAGAACAAUAUUGAGUGUGAAUCUGGCUGGUACGCAUACAGUGGAUUUUGCUAUAUGCUAAAGAACAAAGCUGCUUCGUGGAAUGAUUCAUAUCAGCUAUGCAGUGAACUCAACAGUAGCCUCAUCAGUAUACAUUCCUUGGCAGAUGUUGAAUUAGUUGUUACAAAACUCCACAAUGAUAUGAAAGACAAAAUAUGGAUAGGAUUAAUAAAUAAAGACAUUCCAGCCUUGUUUAAGUGGUCAGAUGAUUCCAAAGUGGUGUUUACAUACUGGGAUCAGAAUGAGCCAAAGGUUUCCUCCAAAAGCCCUCCAAACUGUGUCUCUUAUUCUGGAAAGUUUGGCCGAUGGAACAUCCUACCUUGUAACAAUAAACUUAAGUUUGUGUGCAUGAAAAAAGGAAAAGUUUUAGAGGAACAAAAAUCUGAUAAGGAUUGUUCGCCAAGUAAGGAAUGGAAGAAACAUGGAGAUUAUUGCUAUAGGAUUGACAAGAAUGAAGUCUCCUUUGGAAGCGUGUGCAAUCUUACUAUAGCAAACAGAUUUGAACAAGAAUUUAUAAAUAAUUUAAUCAGAAUGCAUAAUAAAGUUGAAGAAAAGUACUUCUGGACUGGCUUGCAAGAUAUCAGCUCGUCAGGAGAGUAUAAAUGGGGAAGUGUGGAUGGAAAGAAUGAAAUGCUAACAUACACAAAUUGGGGUUUCUUUCAACCAGAAUUUCGCGGAGGAUGUGUGGCAAUGUCAAGUGGAAGAUACCUUGGAAAGUGGGAAGUCAAGAAUUGCCAAACAUUUAAAGCUUACUCUAUUUGCAAGAACUACAUUGGACCAAAGAGAGAAGCAGAGAUACUGCCAAAAAUCACUGACCCUUGCCCACAAGGGUGGUCCAGAGGUUCAGGUCUUGCUUGUUACAAGUUUUUUCACAAGGAAAGAGUGCUGAGAACCAGAACUUGGGAAGAAGCUGAGAGAUUUUGUGAAGCUCUUGGAGGACAUCUUCCUAGCUUCAGCCACCCAGAAGAAGUUAGGGAACUCCAUAUGAUACUGAGGGAGAUCAUCAGUGAUGACAGAUGGGUCUGGAUUGGACUAAAUAAGAGGAAUCCUGAUCUGGGAUCAUGGCAAUGGAGUGAUGAUAAGCCAGUCUCUACUGUUGUUAUGCCCCUGGAAUUUAGAGAAGAUGACUAUGAUCUUCGAGAUUGCGCAGCUGUCAAGACCCUUGGACAAAAACGCCGGCCGCCGUGGCAUAUUUACCCUUAUGGAGAUAAAGAAGAGGAUUUCUACUUAAAACCUUUCCAUUGUGAUGUAAACCUUGAAUGGGUAUGCCAGAUCGCUAAAGGUACUAUUCCAAAGACACCUGAAUGGUACAAACCAGACGAAGAAGGAAUUCAUGGGCCAACAGUGAAUAUUGAUGGGUCAGAAUUCUGGUUCGUGGCAAAUAAGACUUUGAGCUAUCAAGAAGCUUCCAUGUAUUGUUCCAAGAGUGGAAGUGACUUAGCUUAUGUGACCUCUUUCACAGCGCUGAAUGGAAUUCUAAACACAAUUUUAAAAUUAUCGGAUGAGAAUCAGAACUGGUGGUUCAAAUACAGAAUUCCAACAAUUCACUACCGUUCCUUUUUUUCACACUAUUUUGAACACCACCCCAGAAAAUGUUGGCAUAUCUCUUAUCGAUCCUGGUUAAGAGGCAGUCCAUUGGAUUGCAGUUCAAAACUGCCUUUCAUUUGUGAGAAAUACAAUGCAUCAUUAUUGGAGACAAGCAAGCCAGGCUAUAAACCACCUCAGGAAAGCUGCCCUGAAAAUUGGAUUAUUUUCCUAAAUAAGUGUUAUCAAAAGGUGACCCCUCGGAACAUGACAUUUAGAAAAGCAGACGAAUAUUGUCAAUCUUUAGGAGGGUUCCUUCCUUCAAUCAAAAGCCAGAUUGAACAAGACUUUAUAACAUCCUUACUCCCCAGUCUGCCCCCAAAUAUUUGGAUUGGUUUACGUUCCCAGGUGCAUCUGCAUGUAAGCAAGUGGGCUGAUGGCAGUGAUUUAGAUUAUGUCAAUUUCCAUCCUUUGCUUCAAGGAAAACUAAGAAGAAUUCCUUUUGAUGCAUUUAAUGAGGAAGGGAAUAACCUGUGUGGUGUUUUACUAAAUAAUCCCAAAGCUUAUGUAGGAACUUGGAAUUUUACUUCUUGUGCUGAUACUUUGCCUUUGGCCAUUUGUCAGAAGGAUCCAGUUGCUGUUGAAAACCAGACAACCCAAGUGCCUGAACAUACCAUGAAAUACCUAAAUGUCACCUACACCCUAAUUCUGAGGAACCUGACUUGGUUUGAUGCCGAGGAAGAAUGCCUGAACAGCAAUAUGAGGCUGGUUAGCAUUACAGAACAAUAUCAACAGGCUUUUCUUGGUUCUCAAGUGGUUCUCCACAACCAACAGCUCUGGAUUGGGCUCUCUAGCAAUGAUGAUGGAACACAUUAUCAAUGGUCAGAUAAAAAACACAUUAGUUUCAGUCGUUGGUCUGAAGAAGACAAGGAUUUGGUUGAUGACUGUGUGUAUUUGGACACGGAUGGAUUUUGGAAAACGUCUGAAUGUUUCGCAGAAAAACCAGGAGCAAUUUGCUACUUACCAGGAAAUGAUACUGAAAACCAAGAUGUAUAUCAAGAAUCAAUUAAAUGUCCACACAAGAUUAAAAAUACGCCAUGGAUAGCAUAUCGAAACAGUUGUUACACAUUCGUAAUACCAAAAAAUACAUGGAGAGGAUUGAGAGCAGUUGAAGCUAACCAUUUAUGCAAUAUAAUGAAUUCAGAUGCAUCUCUUUUGAAUAUCAGGGAUGAAGAUGAAAAUGAUUUUAUUCUUGAGCAGUUUCAGUCUUUCAGUGGUCUGGCUCAGUGGAUGUGGUUGGGUUUGCUUUAUGACACUAAGGAUAAUCUUCUGAAGUGGUAUGAUGACACAUACAUGUCAUAUAACAACUGGAGAAUGGGACGACCUAACAUCAAGAAUAACUUCUUUCUUGCUGGCAUUAACCUGGAUGGCUUCUGGGAUAUUUAUGAACAUUCGAAAAACAACCAGUUAUAUUUGCACUUCAGUUUAAAUAGCAUCCUGGUCUGUAAGCUAGACAUGGAGACCAAAGUCAGCCAACUUCCGCUUCCUGAAAAACUGCCCUACAAAAAUAACGUCUACUGGAUUCUUCAAAAACAGCUCAAUUGGUAUGACGCGUGGAAAGAAUGUAAACAGAAAGGAAGCGAUUUAGUCAGCAUUCAUAGUAUUUCCGAACAAGUGUUUCUGGAAGACAUUGUAAGGCGUGAUGGAUUUCCAUUGUGGAUUGGUUUAUCUAAUCAUGGUGGAAAUGAUUCCGAUUUUGAGUGGUCUGAUGGAAGCCGGUUUGACUACCAGCCUUGGGAAUAUCAGCAUUCUCAUACUUUUGGAAACUGUUUUGCUGUGGACACUAAAGGAAUUUGGAAUCGCAGGAAAUGCACCUCUCGAGGCGACGGUGCUAUCUGCUACUCUUCUUCAAAUAAAGUGCAAUUAAAGCAAAGCGAAACAUCAUCAAAGUGUCCAGACCCUCCUAAUGGAGCAUCACCAUGGCUAUACUACAAAGAUUAUUGCUACGCAUUUGAUAUGGCAUUUUAUAAUUAUUCCACAUAUACUGCAGACACAGCUAGGAAAGUUUGUAAGAAACUUGAUCCUUCUGCAAAUCUUCUGACUAUCAAGGAUGUAGAGGAAAAUAAGUUUGUGAGCACACACUUGAAAGAAUAUUAUUUUAUUACUGGAAAAGCAUGGCUUGGAAUGCAAUUUACUGCCAAACCCUUGAGCUGGCUUGAUGGCUCUGAGAUUAAAUAUACAAACUGGGCCAAUGAAACUGAAAAGGCUAAUGGUCAGUGCAGUGUUAUCUUUUCAACCAAUGGGACAUGGUCCAAAGCAGACUGCAACAAUGAAACAAGCAGAGUUGUUUGCAAAACUCCUGAAGUCUCUCGUCAUUCAGGAGGGGCAAUAGCAGUUUGUGUUAUACUUAUUAUAGCCCUCCUUGUUGGAUUAGCGUACUUCCUAUAUAGAAAGAUGCAACUACACUCUUCGGGAUUGGCCUCUGUUCGCUAUGAGCGGGGAAUGCAUGAUGAUGAAACUGACACCAUGUUUUCUAGAAGUGAUGACUGAAGACCAGUUUCUACUUGGCCUACUGAAACCAAUUUCCAAAUCAGCUCCUGAAGCAUCUUCCAAAGAUGCUAUUGACUUUCAUUCUUGGGGUUUAUUGACACCUUCCCUUCUUUCAAGUUUAGGGGAAAAAAGGGAUCUUUAACAAUAAUCAAACUUUGCACUUUUCGUGACCUGAGAUUUGCACAUGGCUUGAAGUGUGGUGCAUGGAACAAUCCUGACAUUAGGAUAUCCUGUACCAUUUACCCAAAUGAAGUAAGAGAGCAGAUGGCCAGAGAAUUACUUGAAAUAUAAUUUAUUGAAAAUAAAGUAUAUGCUAGUUUAUGGUAUUAAAAUAUUAUAUUUUCAAAGUUAAAGAUUAUGUUGAGUCAGGCUCAACUUUUGAUUGCUAUGUGUAUGAUUUACUUGGCAACAGAAUGAAAAGACCUGGGAUUUCUCAUCCAAGCAUCAGCAGGUCCAAACCUGCUUACCAUUUCUGAGAUCAACCAAUGUCAGUGAGAUAUUGCCAUUCUGAUCUGAUCCUUUUUAUUAUCUUUCAGAUCUCUUGGGGCCAUUCUGAUUUUCAGUAAAAACUCUCAAAGAUUCUUUCCAUCUUUAAAACAAAUUUAUUAAGAACUACAGUAUAUUAAACAGAUAGAACUACAGAGAAACCUAAUAAUAUAUAUAUAUAUAUAUAUAUAUAUAAAGAAAAAGGAAGACCAAGCAGUAUAGAAAAAUAAUCCUCUCAAAAAAAAAAAGAUGGUAAACAAGGAGGCUUCUCUCUAUAUCCCCAAUAACCUUAUUCAGAUUGACAAUUUAUUGCUGUCUGUUAAAUUACAGCCAGAUGCAUCUUCAUUCCAUACCUCAUCCCAUUUUCCAUAAACUCAUUUCUAAAUCUUCAGCUUUCCUUAUUAAUCAACAAAAGUCGAGUAAAAAUUAACAAAAAAUACCUAAGGACAUGAGUAUAUAAUCCCCCCUUCUAAUUAGCCUAAAUCCUCCUCAACCCUCUCUUAACAAUUAAACAUUACAAAAAUAAGAAUAAUAAAAUUGAAAGCUGUUAAACAUUAUCAGAAAUAAUAAAGCCUUAUUUAGAUUUCCAAAAAUGGUAAUGUAAAUAUUACAAAUUAAUCCAUUAUACCAUUAAUUUCCAAAAGAAAAACUAUCCAAUUUGAAUAACCAUUAUUAUCACCAAAAAUAGCAACUUGUUAUUUAAUCAUAGUCAAAUAAACCACUUUUUUA